Messenger RNA from Sinocyclocheilus anshuiensis, 5395 nucleotides. It is a transcript of the gene clip1a, whose product is annotated as CAP-GLY domain containing linker protein 1a. The record is from RefSeq and is a predicted model, not a curated record. Gene Ontology annotation, biological process: cytoplasmic microtubule organization; positive regulation of microtubule polymerization. Bases 275 to 4363 code for a protein of 1362 amino acids. The transcript is spliced from 28 exons. Gene Ontology annotation, molecular function: microtubule plus-end binding. Lineage: Eukaryota; Metazoa; Chordata; Actinopteri; Cypriniformes; Cyprinidae. Gene Ontology annotation, cellular component: microtubule plus-end; cell cortex; nucleus.
GGCGGGGCUGAGCGCGCCUGCGUCAUGACGUCACCCGCGUCGCUGAACUGAAGAGGCUCGGGAGCAGCAGGAUAAACCCGGCGAAGAAGAGAACCCGUCGCAGCUGAUCUCUGAGAGCGCUACGCGGCCCCAAGCCAGCAGACAUCGCUGCCCCCUUUUCUCCUUCACUUUGUUUUUAUUUUAUUUUUUUCCCUACACUGUUGCUCCAGCCUCAACAGUCAAUGUUUGUUGGAGAGGAAACAUGCAAAUAUAGACGGACCGUUUCAGAGCAACAAUGAGCACAGCAAAACCCACUGGACUCCGAGCACCCAGCAGAAUCAGCAGGCCAGCCGCUGCUGGGGUCACGAAGACCUCUCCUUCUGUCGGUGCUGCUAAACCAACUCAAGCGGACAAAUCCUCAGCCGAAGCUCAAGAUGCAGGAGAGCAGUUCAAGCUCGGCGAUCGUGUCUGGGUGAAUGGCAACAAGCCGGGCGUCAUUAAGUUUUUAGGAGAGACCCAGUUUGCUCCGGGCCAGUGGGCUGGAAUUGUGCUUGACGAGCCGAUUGGGAAAAACGAUGGCUCGGUGUCAGGUGUGCGCUACUUUCAGUGCGACGCGCUACAGGGUAUUUUCACACGGCCCUCCAAGCUUUCACGCACAGAAGGCGAGGCGGACGACACGACGACUUCUCCUCCGUCCCGUGCUGCGUCACCCACCCCUUCUGCUACACCAGCGUCUGCUUCAACCAAGAAACCCACUUCACCUGCUAAAACCACUACUGCAGCCUCAGACCUGGCGCGGUCAAAGAGUGAGUCCGUGUCCAACCUGUCAGACUGCGGCUCGGUCAAGAAGGGAGAUCGGGAGCUGAAGAUCAACGAUCGAGUGCUGGUUGCUGGCUCGAAAGCUGGUGCGGUGCGUUUCUUGGGCGAGACGGAGUUUGCCAAGGGUGAGUGGUGUGGAGUUGAGCUGGACGAGCCCUUGGGAAAGAACGAUGGUGCUGUGGCUGGAACCAGGUAUUUCCAGUGUCAGCACAAGUAUGGGCUGUUUGCACCAGUGCACAAGGUGACCCGGAUAGGUUUUCCCUCCACCACCCCGGCCAAGGCAAAGAGCACUGUGCGGAAAACUGCAACCACGGCAUCAGAACUGAAGCGCAGCCCCAGCGCCUCCUCCAUCAGCUCCAUGAGCUCCGUGGCCUCGUCUGCUAGUUGCAAGCCCAGCCGAACUGGACUGCUGACAGAGACGUCUGCAAGGUAUGCGAGGAAGGUCUCUGGCACUACGGCACUCCAGGAGGCGCUGAAGGAGAAGCAGCAGCACAUCGAGCAGCUCCUCGCCGAGCGUGACCUGGAGAGAGCCGAGGUGGCCAAAGCAAACAGUCAUGUGGGAGAAGUGGAGCAGGAGCUCUCCAUACUGAGAGACGGCCAGGAGCAGUAUGUGCUGGAGGCUGAUGCUAAACUGGACCAGCUGCGAGUGCUUGUGGAGGCUGCGGACCGAGAGAAGGUGGAGCUGCUCAAUCAGCUGGAGGAGGAGAAGAGGAAGGUGGAGGACCUGCAGUUUCGGGUGGAGGAAGCCUGCAUUACCAAAGGAGAUUUGGAGACGCAGACCCAGCUGGAGCAUGCCCUUCUUAAGGAGCUUGAACAGAGUCUUCUCUUUGAAAAGACCAAAGCUGACAAACUGCAGAGGGAGUUAGAAGACUCUAGGGUGGCCACAGUCUCUGAGAAGUCCCGUAUCUUGGAGUUAGAGCGGGAUCUUGCCUUGCGGGACACGGAGGUAGCUGCUCUUCGCAAGUCUUUGGAAUCUGUCUCAGGGCAAGACGGGGUUCCUGAGGAGGAGCUAAGCUCUCUCCACACACAGCUGGCGAAGAAUAACAAGCAGCUUUCGGGUCAGCUGGCCAAAUCUAAGGAGGAGAAUUCAAAUAUCGUUGAGGAGUGGCGCGCUAAACUAGCAUCGGUCGAGGCCUCGCACCAGCAAGCCUUGGAGGAGCUCAGAGCCUCCCACGAGGCAGGCACGUCUGAGCUGGAGGAGGUGCGUAAUGCUCUGGAACAGCUGGAACUGACACAUAAACUGGAGCUCGAGGAGCUCGCGAACAAGCGUGCUUCUGAAGCCAUGGGCUGGACGGGUGACGCCAAAGAGCACAAGGCACAGCUCCUGAAAGUCAGCGAGGAGAGCGAACGGCUUGUAGAAACGCUGCGCACCAGUCUGGAGAAGGCAGAGGAGCAGCACCUGGUGGAGAUGGAGGAGGUGUUGGGAAAACUUCACAGUGCCGAGCUCAGGGUGAAAGAGCUGGAGUACGCGGGAGUUAAGCUAGGUCAGCAGCUGCGAGAAAAGGCAGAAGAAGCUCUGGAGCAAGAAACAGCUCUUCAGACUCUUCAGGCACAGCACAGUCAAGAGAACCGAGACAUGCAGAGGUUAUUGACCCAAAUAGAGGAGGCAAAAAGCCAAGCCAGAUCUCAGGAAGAAAAGGUCACAGAGUUGAACUCGGUACUAGAGGUUAAACAACAAGAGCUGAGUGGCCUGCUGCAGGAAAAGAGCUCUCUGGAGCAAGAAGUUAGUGUGCUGAAACAGAAUCUUGAAGAAACCUCUAAUGAUCAAGCCACAUCUGCUCAGACUGAUCAAGGUUUACAGAGAAAUUUGAAAGCAAGCGAGGAAAGGAUACUGCUGCUGACCAAAGACAAAACUAAACUUGAGAAUGACAUUGUGGACAUGACGAAAUCAACGGGCGACAGCUCUACUCUAAUAACAAAGCUGAAUGAGCAGAUCAAGCAGAAAGAGAGGAGACUAGAGGAGCUUCAGAAGCAGCUUGAAGAGGAGAGGGAGAAGGCAGCUCAUGCGGAGGAGGAACGCUCUCGAGCCAAAAGCCUGGAGCAGAAACACCGAGCAGAGCUUUCCAGCCUGCAGGAGACGAUCAAGCUUCUGGAGAAGAGCGCUGCAGACAAUCAUGCUAAAGCCAAAGACGUGCUUGCUGCGGGAGAGAAAGCGCUUGCCGACGCUGUGGAGCGCCAUUCCAAAGAAAUGCAGGGACUACACAGCGAGUUUGAUAAAGAGCUGAAACAAGCAGUCGCUGAAAAAGCCCAGGCAGUGGAGGCUCUGAAACACGAGAAGGAAAAGCUAACCGUGGAGCUCGCCAGCAGCCACAAAGACGGCAAUAUUCUGCUAAACCUCAAAAAGGAGUGUGACGGUCUCAACGAUCAGCUGAAGGAGAUGAAAACGAGGGAAAGCACUUUGAAGAGCGAAUCAGAGAAGGAGAACGCAGCUCUUCAGCAGUCUCUCCGAACACAGAGUGCCUUGAUCUCAGAGAAGGACACAGAAUUAGACUCUCUGAGGAACGAGCUGGAUGCUUUGAAACAGCAGAACUCGCAGUAUGAGGAGAACCUGAGUUCUGACCGUCAGAAGAUCAGUGAAGAGAUUGAGGAGCUGAAACAAGCAGUCGCUGAAAAAGCCCAGGCAGUGGAGGCUCUGAAACACGAGAAGGAAAAGCUAACCGUGGAGCUCGCCAGCAGCCACAAAGACGGCAACGUUCUGCUAAACCUCAAAAAGGAGUGUGACAGCCUCAAUGAUCAGCUGAAGGAGAUGAAAAUAAGGGAAAGCACUUUCACGAGUGAAUCAGAGAAGGAGAACGCAGCUCUUCAGCAGUCUCUCCGAACACAGAGUGCCUUGAUCUCAGAGAAGGACACAGAAUUAGACUCUCUGAGGAACGAGUUCAAAAAGGAGUGUGACAGGCUCAAUAGUCAACUGAAGAAGAUAAAAGUGAGGGAAAGCACUUUAACAAAAGAAUCAGAGAAGGAGAACGCAGCUCUUCAGCAGUCUCUCCGAACACAGAGUGCCUUGAUCUCAGAGAAGGACACAGAAUUAGACUCUCUGAGGAACGAGAUAGCAGGUCUGCAGUCCAGUCUGAAACUCCACAGGAGUGAGAACACUCAGCUGCAGGAGGGAGUGAAGGGUCUGGAGAGUUUAGCUGACGCUCAGAUCAGCGGCACAGAUGAUUCUGCUUUAAAAACAUGGAAGGAGGCAAAGGAGAAUGCAGAGCGGCAGGUUGAAUUCCUGAACUCGGUUAUUGUGGAUCUGCGGCGGAAGAACGAAGACUUGACAUCUAAACUGGAGACGAUGGCUGAAGCAGCGCUCAAUGGGAACGGUGCAGCUGAGACGGACACUCACAGCAGUCACGCCGAGCCGACGCUUAAAAAGAAGCCCCCUCCCCGUCUCUUCUGUGACAUCUGUGACUGCUUUGACCUGCACGACACAGAGGACUGUCCCACCCAGGACCAGAUGCUAGACUCGCUGCCACACACCACCUACCACGGCAGCACCAGCGACGAACGACCGUACUGCGACAUCUGUGAGGUCUUCGGCCACUGGACAGAGUCCUGCAAAGAUGAUCAAACUUUCUAGCGUCCCGCUUCAUUUGUACUUGCAGUGCUAUGCCUUGAAUCAAACAGUGCGCAAAAGACUAUUGUAAGUCUGCCUGGUUUUUCACUCGUGUGUUUGCCGCCAUAUAAGCCUGAACCUUUCAGUCACUUUAAAGCAAGCGUCUGUAGUUUACUCGGUGGCAAUUUUACCUGCUUUUUUGGACUGAAUGACGGUUAGGAGGGUUUUAAGUUCACUUUGAAAGUAGUGAAUGCUCAUACUUUAAAUGGUGGUAGAAGCGGUUCUCUUAAACGCUUAAAGGUUUCAGGUUUUUAAACUUCAGUGCUGACCUCUAGAGGAAGGGAGGCUUGACUUCUCAACAGCCUUUCACAUAUCAGCGAGAGACGUAUUAAUAUAAAGAGUAAAUUAUUCUAGAAUUGUGAAAAUGUCAUAGUUUCUAAAUAAAAAAUAAGUAUGUUUCAGUCAUUUAUUAUCUUUCAGAAUGACCGUUACGAAAAUGUUCGCAACUUGUCCAAAAAUGAAAUUAAAACACCUGUUUUUGUUACUUUAUUGCUUUAAUAUUAUGAUUAUUAUUAAGUUGUGGAGAUCUGGAAUGUAUGAAAUUGUGACUGUUUUUAGUAAAGUCAGCAUAUGUUUCCCAGGUGGUAUGUGAGACAUUUAUUUGUAUAAAGAUCAAGGGGGGCGGGGGCCAGAUUUUAUGGAAAUAAACUUCAAAAAAUAUCUUUUAAGUGCAAAAAACAUUCUUUGUUGUGUUGUAUGUUCAUGCUAAUGUGGUGCUCUAAAGAAAAACCCCCGUGCUUUCAAAUCAAUUUCAUAUUGUCUGAUGUGGUUAAUCUCAAGCAUGAUCUACACGGAUGUUUCCCAACCUUAUUUCUGCUCUUUUGUUAAAGCAGUAAAGUUACACAGCUACCGGUGUGUUGCUAGGUUUUAAAGCAGGUUUGAUUGUGUGUUUAUAUCAGUUUCACUGUCCACUCGAUUCACGUAGAUGUGUCCAGAGCUGUGUGAGAUCACUACAAUGCUGCUUUUGUGGAGGUGUGUAGGGUGUUAAAUACAAAC